AUGGGGAAGUUCUUGUGCUCUUUCUUCUUUUGCAUUCUUUUGCUUUCAUUUAAGGCAGCAUCCCAAGAAGUUGAAAAUGAGAGAGAGUUUGAUUACGAGGAUGAUGGGGAGAGAGGACCAUCUCAUUGGGGAGACCUUCGACCAGAAUGGCAGAAAUGCAAGGCUGGAUUUAUGCAAUCUCCAAUCGAUUUGUUGCAUCAGAGAGUUGAAGUUAUUUCCCAUUUGGGAGACCUCGAAACAAACUACAUACCCUCCAAUGCCACUAUCAAGAAUAGAGGCCAUGAUAUUAUGAUGAAAUGGGUAGAUGGAGGUGGAUACAUGGAAAUGAAUGGAAMUCAAUAUAAACUAAAACAAUGUCAUUGGCAUUCACCUUCUGAGCACACCAUUGAUGGCAAAAACUUUGAUCUUGAAGCUCAUUUGGUCCAUGAAAGCUCAACUGGCAUCAUUUCUGUAAUUGGAAUCUUGUAUCAGAUUGGGGAGCCUGAUUAUUUCUUAUCAACUAUGAAAGAUCAUUUAGAAGUUAUCUCUGAUACUCAUGAAGAAGAGAGAAUCAUUGGAAUAAUUGAUCCAACUCUUCUAAAGAUAGGCAGCAAACAAUAUUACAGAUAUAUUGGAUCUCUUACGGUUCCUCCAUGCACUGAAAAUGUUAUUUGGACAAUGAUACGUGAGGUGAGGACGGUAACAGAAGAACAAGUGAAACAACUUCGCGUAGCUGUUCAUGAUGACUCAGAUACUAAUGCUAGGCCAUUGCAGCCGAUCUACAAUAGAAAAACGCAACUUCAAAGACCCAAGGAAAAUGAAGAUUGACCCAAAAAAAAAAAGAGAGAUCUAAGUUUAUAUUAUUAUUAUUAUUAUGGAGUUCAUCCUUUUUCUCAACCCCAACUU
Messenger RNA from Momordica charantia (bitter melon), 885 nucleotides. Its product is annotated as alpha carbonic anhydrase 7. Lineage: Eukaryota; Viridiplantae; Streptophyta; Magnoliopsida; Cucurbitales; Cucurbitaceae. Gene Ontology annotation, biological process: one-carbon metabolic process. The record is from RefSeq and is a predicted model, not a curated record. Gene Ontology annotation, molecular function: zinc ion binding; carbonate dehydratase activity.